AUUUUUAUAAGCAAUGAAUCAAUCUUCUUUGCUAAUCUAAGCUUAAACCCUACUCUUUUCAAUUCUAAACUCUACCAUGGCUUCCUUCCCUCCUCCUGGUUCACUCACCCUCUGCGAACUCAACCGCGACCUAAUCACCGUCGAUGCACUCUCCGAUGAUAGAGCCGAUCAAACCUACGGAAAGCAUCUCGGAUUGGUGUUCAGCCCCGUGCCGUUUCAGCCUCCGCCACCGCCGCUCGAGAACGACGUUCCCGAACAGGAAGCAACCGCCGUGGUAACCGUUUCUAGAAAAGGUCCUCUGGCAGUUCUGCAAGGCCUUGUAAACGAGUGUCUCAGACGCCUCGUUUACCCUAACGAUGUGCAUUUGUUGCCUGAGGUUAAUCUUCAAGAAGUGAGUUGGCACCUUAAUAGGCAUAUAAUUGCUUUUAUUUCUGGGCCUAACCAAGUGUUAGUUCAUGAUUAUGAAGAUCCAGAUGGGAAGGAUUCAAUUAUCUUGACCAACGAGUCUCAGAGAGAUGUUAAAGUGCUAGAGUGGAGGCCGAAUGGUGGGAGGAUGCUGGCUGUGGGUUGCAAGAGUGGAAUUUGCAUAUGGUCUGCUUCAUAUCCCGGAAAUACAGCUUCUGCUAGAUCUGGUACUAUAUCCUAUGUAGGAAGUUUAUCGAGAGGCUCUGGCAUUCGGUAUCUCCUGGUUGAUUUUCUUCGGAGUCAAAAUGGGGAACAUGUUAGUGCCCUUACUUGGAGUCCGGAUGGAAGAUACUUAGCUUCUGCUUCAUACGAGAGCUCUUCUUUCACUGUGUGGGAUGUUGCCCAAGGUGUGGGGACACCUAUUCGACGAGGAUUAGGAGGCAUAUCAAUGCUAAAGUGGUCACCCACUGGAGAUUACUUCUUUGCUUCAAAAUUUGAUGGAACAUUUUAUCUCUGGGAAACAAACACUUGGACAUCAGAACAAUGGUCAUCAACUAGUAGUGGUUUUGUCAAGUGUGCAACAUGGGAUCCAGAUGGGCGUAUGGUACUGCUUGCAUUUUCCAAAUCAUCAACAUUGGGAUCUGUUCAUUUCGCAUCGAAGCCUCCCUCAUUAGACACACAUCUGUUACCUGUUGAGUUGCCAGAGAUAUUAUCGUUGACAGGCAGUCAGGGAAUUGAAAAAAUAGAAUGGGAUAAUUCAGGAGAGAGAUUGGCUGUGUCUUUUAAAGGUGGGGAUGACGUAUAUGGGGGGCUAAUCGCCAUCUAUGAUACAAGAAGAACUCCUCUGAUAUCUACAUCAUUAAUUGGAUUUAUAAGAGGACCCGGAGAAAAUCCAAAGCCAAUUUCAUUUUCAUUUCAUGGGAAGUUUAAACAGGGGCCUUUGCUCUCUGUGUGUUGGAGCAGUGGAUUCUGUUGCACUUACCCUCUCUUGUUCCGUUCUCAUACGCUUACAUAAGGUGGGAUUUCGCGAAAUUUUGUUGGCUGGCCACAAUUUGGAGCGAGCUAACUUUUAUGUUAGCAUCACAUGUUCAAUGUUUUGAAGUUAUUUUUUUGUUUGUGGUCAAAUUGCUAUUAUCUUGUUUGUAUUUAAACAUUGGCCUUGAAAAAAGGGCUCGUGAAUAGUAAUGUUUUGGAAACUCGGAUACGUUAACAGAUUGAAAAAAUAUCAUGCAUGAUAGAAAAUGAAAGUCAUUUGUUUAAAAAAAUGUUCUUAUUUCAUAUUAAAGGAUUUUAAUGGAGAAAAGAUGUUGAUUUGCAGUCUAUCA
Molecule: messenger RNA, 1730 nt
Organism: Vicia villosa (hairy vetch)
Lineage: Eukaryota; Viridiplantae; Streptophyta; Magnoliopsida; Fabales; Fabaceae
Product: aladin-like
Exons: 14
Coding region: 77-1420 (447 amino acids)
Biological process (GO): nucleocytoplasmic transport
Cellular component (GO): nuclear pore
Molecular function (GO): protein binding
Source: RefSeq, a predicted model, not a curated record